UUGUACAGUAACAGUAGUGCUACGUUGGAGGAAUUGAGCUCACACCCCGGAAGAAGAUGGGUUUCCUGUUGUGAUGACAAAUAUGGCGGAUCAAUCCCUGUUGGAUUAUCAUGAAAAAGAAACAUGGGAUAAAAUAGCUCAGUGGGACAGGGGACCUGACCCUAUGAUUUCUCUUAGUCAGAGGCAGAGUUAUUCUAUUAUGGAGAUUAAGGCUGCAGUAGAGAAUAUGCCUGUUCCUGCAGAGCUGCCCAUUGAAGAUCUCUGUAGUUUGACAUCUCGUUCCAUUACUGUUCCGCUGAUGCCAUCUGUACCAGAAUCAACAGAGGACAUUCUUCUCAAGGGCUUUAGUACUUUAGGCUUGGAAGAUGAAAGAAUAGAAACAUCACAGCAGUUCUUUUCUUGGUUCUCAAAGCUGCAGAUAAACAUGGAUCAAAAUGAAGGUGCAAAAUACAGAGAAAUGAGAGGAUAUUUGAAUGGCUUCCAGGAGCAGUGUGAUGCUAUACUAAAUGAUGUGAACAUGGCUCUACAGCAUCUGGAGUCACUACAGAAACAGUAUCUCUUUGUAUCAACUAAGACUGGGACCUUACAUGAAGCCUGUGAACAGCUACUGAAAGAGCAGUCCGAACUUGUUGACCUGGCUGAAAGUAUACAGCAGAAGCUUUCAUACUUCAAUGAAUUGGAAACGAUUAACACUAAGUUGAAUUCGCCUACGUUAUCUGUGAAUGGUGAAGGAUUCAUACCAAUGCUUUCUAAACUGGAUGAUUGUAUAGAAUAUGUGUCAUCUCAUCCAAAUUUCAAAGACUAUCCAGUGUAUUUAACCAAGUUUAAGCAAUGCCUUUCAAAAGCUAUGCACCUUAUCAAGCUGCACACUGUGAACACACUGCAGAACCUAGCAAGUCAGCUGCUUAAAAGAGACCCUUCUGUUUUGCCAAAUGCUGAUAAUGCCUUUACUUUAUUUUAUGUGAAGUUCAGAGCUGCUGCUCCAAAAGUCAUGACACUUAUUGAACAAGUUGAAGAAAGAUCUGAAAGAAUACAGGAGUAUCAGCAGCUGUUGAAUGAAAUCCACCAGUGCUACUUGGAUCAGCGGGAACAGUUGUUGAGUCCUAGCAUUGCCUCAACUAUAACAGACUUGAUGAGUCAUAACAACAGAGAUCACUGUGCUUUGGAUGAGAAGAUUAUUGAUGGGUAUGAGAAAAAAGUGCGUGCUUUUGCAACUUUUGAUUCGUCAGGCUCACAUGUUAAUGUUUAUUCUAAUUAUGAAAGUACAAGGAAUGCUUGGUCUGCAGAGUCUUCUUGUGAAGAAAUAUCUGCUUUAAAUUAUUUAGAUUCUUCUAGUGUUCUAGUCACUGCAUUUUGUUUACUUGUGUGUGUAGAUGGCUCAUUUGAUAGUUCUUCCAGGGCUGUGGCCUGUGUUGAGCAAUUGGCUGCAUUUGCUGCUGUCGUAAAACAGAUGCUGGAAGAUGUUCAAGAACGUCUUGUUUACAGAACUCACAUCUAUAUUCAAACAGAUAUCAUAGGAUACAAGCCUGCUCCAGGAGAUUUGGCGUACCCUGACAAACUUGAAAUGAUGGAGCAAAUUGCUCAAAGCUUGAAAGAAGAGCAGAAGAAAUCGGUAUCUGUGGACACAACAUUUUCUGAUGUUCAACUAGAAGAUCCCAAUUCCAAAAGCUUGAUUAAAUCAAGCUCUUCUGAAUCUCUCACUUCUAAAACACAAACUACCAUUUCACCGGCUGAUCUUCAUGGAAUGUGGUACCCUACAGUGAGGAGAACCCUCGUUUGUCUUUCCAAGCUUUACAGAUGUAUAGAUAGAACAGUGUUUCAAGGAUUAUCACAAGAGGCUCUUUCUGCUGCUAUCCAGUCACUUCUAGUAGCUGCAGAUUCAAUCUCAAAGAAAAAGACCCCCAUGGAUGGACAACUCUUUUUAAUCAAGCACUUGUUGAUUCUUCGAGAACAAAUUGCCCCUUUUCAUACCGAUUUCACCAUAAAGGAAAUUUCCCUGGACCUUAAGAAAACUAGAGAUGCAGCUUUUAAAUUUCUAAAUCCUAAAACUGUCAAUCGGUUCUUCAGGUUGAACAGCAACAAUGCACUACUUGAGUUCUUGUUAGAGGGAACCCCAGAAAUAAAAGAGCAUUAUCUUGACUCAAAGAAGGAUGUAGAUCGUCAGCUGAAGUCUGCUUGUGAAGAUUUUAUCCAGCAGCAGACCAAAUUAUUUACAGGACAGCUGGAGGAGUUCACAACAAAGGUCACUGCACUGAAAACUAUGGUUAGUCAAGGUGGGCCGAAGUAUAAUCUUUCACAGCAGCCUUGGGCACAGCCAGCAAAGAUCAGUGAUUUACUGUCUUCCACAUACAAGACCAUAAAGACAAAGCUGCCAAUGACAUUAAGGAGUAUGUCAUUGUACUUGGCAAACAAAGACACCGAGUUCAUUCUCUUUAAACCAGUCAGGAACAAUAUUCAGCAGAUGUUCCAGAGGAUCCACAUCAUGUUACAGGAGGAAUUCAGCAGUGAAGAUCUGCAGAUUAUAGCUUGCCCAUCUAUGGAUCAGGUGAACUUGUUAUUGUCUGUGUCUAAAUAGCUUCCAGGUCACAGUGAGCUGUGCUAGUUUAAUAAAGCUGUUUUGGACAAAGAGAAAGGACAUUGCUGGUAUGAAAAGCAGAUGGACUUUAGAUAAUUGGCACAUUUGCACACAGACAUACUGGGUAGAGCGUAUCCCUCCAGACUGCAUCCUGUCCUCCAGUUUCUUCAUCUUCAGUGUCAAGAAGAAUGUAUAAUACUAACUAUAGAAAAAAAUCAGAGUUCUCUCUCUCUCUCUGUCCUCUGUGUUUGUUUAAGCCUUUUGCCAAAGACAUUUCCAUGUGGUCAAGGCCAUAGUUUUACAAAUCUACAGGAACACAUUCUCUCUUCAUUUGAAAGCUUUGAAACUAAUUUUCAUUAAGUCAGCUGCACUUUGGUAUAAAUUCAGCAUGUUAAAGUGUGUGUUCUAAGUCAAGAGGCUGUAAUAACAAGUUCAUGUUCUGCUGCCAUUCUAAAUGAAGGGAAAGGUUAAGUACACCUACCGUGAAUGAGGGCAGAGAUAUUGACAUCAAUAUGUAUGUUUUAACAUCCAUGUGUAUUUUUAGUUGAAACUUGAGCUGCUCUUUUUUGUCAAAUGCUCAGAGACCAGGGUUAAGCUGUGCAUAAAUUCUGCCCUUAUUUGCCUUCAGAAGCCCUUUGGUUAUUCCCAGAAGUGUGUUUUUAAUAGAUUUGCUUCCUUUGGGCAUAAUAAUUUGUUACUAAAAGCCCCAGGCCUUUUUCUAACAUAAUAAAUGACCCCCAUGGAAGCAAUAUAGAUAUUGUAGCCAUUGUUGCACACGACAUCUUUCAGUAUGCAUUGCUCUCCUUUUGAACAAAACGGCAUCCAUAUCUUCAGCUGUAACAGAAGGACUGUAAAUAUUAAUUUUUAGACAAGUAUUGUGGCAGUAGUAUGUGUUUAACCAUACAGUAUUAUCUAAUUAAGUCAGCCAAGCAAACUUAAGCAAGGCUUUGACUUCCUUUCUCCACGUAGAUGCAUCUCUUUCUUUUGCUACAGAGCAGCACAUUAACUGAAGCAUGCAUAUCACUAGGUAUGUAUUUUUAAGCAUUAAUGAACUUUGCCUAUACCACAGCCAGGUAGAUGAAAACUUGAAGUCCAAAAGAAGCACAGGUCAAAGUCUUGUGUCUUGUCACUGGUGCUUUUCAAUGUACCCUUGCUACAGACUGCCAGAUCUGCUUCAGGUGCUUUAAUGUCUUCCUUGCCAGAAAAGCCUGGCAAUACUCUGGCAAAUUAAGAUUUAAAAAUGAGUAGUGGGUGAGGUGGGGAGCCUGAAACAGUUUAUUUUUAUAUGACUCAUUUACUUUCAGACACCUGCAGUAAAUAGAAGAAACACUUUUAUAGUGUUUUCUUAUGACAAGUAGUCUGUCCUUAAUGUACAAGAUUUUUUUCAUGUUAAACAUAUUUUAAAGAGCUUUAAGAGUAUCACAUGAUCCUGAGAAAUUUUGAUGAGAGGUGUCUGAUUAUCAAGUUGCCUGCUUUGAUUUACAAUAUCUGUACAGCUUGCAUUUGUAGAAAGACAGGAACAUAAUCAACUCUACCUUUCACCUGCUUCCCUUCAUUUAGGCCAUUGAAAUACUUUUUUUUUCUGAAGCUAGCUGAUAAGCAGGAACGGUAUCUGUUUGGGAAAGCUACAUUUCUAGACAGGUCCAGGACUGAUUAUGGUUGUAUGAGGUGAAAAAGAUUGUGAAUGGAGGACAAACAAUCAGUGGAUGAGACUAGGGCCUUUCUGCCAACACGUUUCCUUUCUUUUUUUUUUUUUGUAGAACUUGAGCAUUUUUCUUCACUACUUAUUUUGCUGUUGCUGUAGUCAUUGAAAAAACAGCUGAGAGUCUUGUUUAUGGCACUGCCUCAGUGAUCAGUAUUCAGACUGCGACUGCUCAGUACACCACACAUAUGCUGGUUGCAGAAGAGCCGUUAUCAAUGGCCAUAGCUUAAGUAGCCUGGUGGAGAUGGUUUACACUGGAGAUGUUGUGAAGAAUCAGGGACAAAGCCAGCCACAAUAUGAAGAAGGCUUAACAUGUUUUCUGUUUUCCUGUAGGUGGUGUUUAUUCUAAAGUUUACCUAAAACCUGCAGUUAUUUUGUGAGGAUGCCAUAGAAAUGCUGUUGCAUGAAACUUAGUGACUGAGUAGUACUGCUGCUGAUCUCAGGACCAAGGAACUGUGUGCCUUUAUUGUUAACCGCCAACUGCCUGAAUGAGAAGUAGAGCUGAGUAGAUGAAACCACAGUUUAAUAUCAUCUGAAGCCCCCCUUACCUAGUGUUGUAUUGCAUUAUCACAUAUGACUGUUUUUUUAUGUGAUAUGAAGUUAGAACCAACCAGUUUUAAAUGUUAUCUGUUCUGAUUUUGACAAUGCUAAUCUCAUAGCUUUCCUUAAAAUGAAAAAUGAAGCUUUAGAUUUUACUGCUAAAAAGGUUCUUGCAGCAUGUAACAGUGAGAUAAUGUAUGUAUGCUCUCCCCCAUGUUAUCAUGACUGAUUUUCUCAGUGAUGAUGCAUUGGGAGACUGCCUUACAGUGCCAUCAGGCAUGCAGUGUAUCUGCACAUCAUAUAAAGCUGGUGGCUCUCUCAUAUUGCUCCCAUUUUUUCCUGCUUUUGGUUUCUGCAGAAGGUGUGGAUGUACUUUAGGUGGCUCUCUGCAGUGAGUGGAACACUUGGGUUCCUGCUUCAUGGGCUUUCCCUUACUGCCUUUCUUAAAAUCAUUUAUGUUUGCCCUCCUUACUUUUCUUAAAAUCUUUUUUCAUACACCUUUGUUAACUUCAUAUAUUACACAAAGUCAUGGGUACACACACAGUUAUAAAAAGCAAGCAAAUUACAUAGAUGCUUCCUUUUCAUGCAUUAUGCAUGCAUGGUUUAUUUCUUAAUUAUUAUUCAAGUUAACAUUACUUAGAUUGCUCAAGUCCAGCUUUCUUUGAAAUUUCACUUCUGAACAUUAUUUUGCAUGCAGUGUUCCCACAGAUUCCAUUUCUUUCUAUCUAGUUUGUUCCUUCUCUUUUCACCUUUCUUAAUAUCAUAAGGUUCCAUGUAAGGUAAUAUAUAGUGUGUGUGUGUGUGUGUGUGUGUGUGUGUCUGUGUAAGGAUUGGAAGUCUUUCAGGAAUGCAUGUACUGUUGCCCAGGUUUCAUUGAUAGCUGAUAUUUCUAAAUAAUCAUAAAGAGAGAAAACAGAACAAUAAUGCUUGCUUACAGCUCACUGUAGAGUGUCCUGAAGGUUUGGGAUAUGCCUGAUGCAUUUGACAGACCAUAACAGUACUACUAUGAAUGUAACUUUCUUUUUCUUUCUUCAGACAGUCUCUUCAUUGUUAGUUUAUUUCCCUGAUUUUUGUUGUUUUGCUGGACUCUUCUGAUUUCUCACAGAGCCUCACAGUUAGGAGGGGCAUGCUGUUGGCUGUUUUAGAUGGAGUACGCUUACCCCACUAUUCCCAUUUCUUUCCAGCUUCUCACUGUACUCGCUUCCUCCUUAUAGUUCAUUGUAGGAAAGCACCUGUAUUCACUGCUUAAAAUUGACCUUUCAGAUUUUUUUAUGGUUAGUGAUUUCUCAGUCAUGACUAUCACAGUCAUUGCAUCUGUAGCAUGGAGCAGGUAGUGUCCCUUUUGUCCCCAAUGCCAGGACUUCAGGAUUCUAAAUUUGGGCAAAACUCAAGACCAGCCGUAUCUGUCAGUGCUUGGUUAUGGUGGAAUCCACUUUUCAUAAGGUCGGAAGAGAAAGCUGUGCUACAGACAUUAGAGGCCUGAUAGACCAGUGUAGGCUAAGGAUGCAGAGACCAAUCAUAGUAUCUUUAGGCCUGACUCCUCCUAUAAAGCACAUCACAUUUCUGGUGACUCCUCCUGUAAAGCACAUCACAUUUCUGGUGGCCUCAGAACCAUACAUCAUUUUCAUAUUCUGUAAUGAGAGGAUUCUUCAUAACUUUGGCAACUUGGACUUUGAACAGUGUGACUUCCCUAACAAUCUGCCUUGGUGGCAAGUUCAAAGCAAAAAUGUGACCAUUCACUUCUCCCAAUAUGAGUUAUUUGAGGCAUUUAUGACGUCAGGGGACUUGGAACCUGUAUCAUUAGCAUCUCAGCACUAGGUUUGGGUUUGGCCACAUGGUGUUGACUUCCAUCACUUCCUUCAAAUAUUGCAGCACUCUGUGGAUUUUCAGACUCCACACACUUCUUUCCUUCUUUAUUUUGCUUGGGCCCACUCAUUUUCUGGUUCUCCAGAUGAAUAUUGAAGGAUUGCUUAUUACUUGGUGGGGAAAUGCCAUUUAGGUGCAGAAACAUCAUUCAUUUCCUACUGAUACCAGUUGUUGCUUGGGACCUAGCUCCCCCUCUCUAACCAGCACUUUUAUGUUGGGUAUGCCUCACUUCCAGUAUAUACCCAAAUAAGUAAAUACCCAUCCAUCUUUAGCGUCUAUUUUUUUGUCUCUGAACUUUUUGAAGUUCAUUCCAAGGUAUUUGGCCUUUUGCCAAGUUCUUCAUGAUGGGGAGUUUCUGUCCCUCCCCUUCUGAAACUUUAGCUUCUCUCUCCAGAUAUGGGGUAGGGAGGUGUUUUCCAGUUAUGCAAGUACCUCUUCUAAAUAAUUUUCAUUUAGAGAAGUAGUGUGGAUCUUAAAGUCUACUCUACAAUGGGAUUCUUUUCUUUCAUGAUGUAUCUGACUUUCUGCUUGAUUAUCCACUCAUGUGGAGAGUGUCUUCAGAAAUGCUGUUUUUCACACCAAAAUGUAUCUGCAAUUGGAUUGCUGUUAUCUUAAGAACACUCACCAGCUUUAUCUCUUCCAGUACAUUGUUGAUAUUUUAGAUAAGCACCCUAAGCAGGAUUCUUUUGUGAUUUCCUCAUGUUGGGUUUGGGCCAUAGAGGCCUCAGCACUUCCACCAUCUUUAGCCAUGGGGAGCCUAAGGCUGUGGGCAGGUGUGGCAAAUUAAUUUAUUUUUUGCCAUUAGGUCAUUAAACUGUUUGUUCCAUUUAUCCCAUUUCUGAUCCUUUCUUGUGGAGUGGCAAUUACAGAAGGUGGCUGUUGUGUUUGAAACUUUGGAGAAGCAUGCUGUGAAGUAGUGCAGUCUAAUCACAAGCUCUGAAACUUGAUUUUUUUAUUCCAGCUGAUACUGCCUUCUCUGGCAUGUUUUCUUUGAGUGGCUUGAUUGUGUCUUUUUUUUUUUUUAUGAAGAGUUGACUGGUAAUAUAUUGGAUUAUGGGGAUUUCAGAAUGAGAAAUGUGGUACUUUCUACACUGAAGAAUAUUUAUACCCUCUCAGAUAGUCCACAAGCCAGCAAUCUUAGAAGAAACCUCCUUAUGGGCAGCAAAAGGUGGUAAGGAUUUAGACUAACCUUUUAUUGCACCCACCCUCCAAGUUCCAAAUGUGAGCUGUAGGUGCUAGUUUCAUCUUUUAGAAGUUUUGACUGUUUUUUUUUUCCUGAUUCAGAGCUGUUGAUGUGAAGGUGAUGCUCUAGAUUUAUGCUAGCCUGAAAGUCCUUCAGUCUAGAUGCCUUGGUUUGAAUGUCAUUCUUUUGGGGUUGUUCUUCAAGUUGAUGCUGCUGUUUGCCCAGUCUUCAUUUAUAAAAUCAGGUAGUGAUGGAAAAGCAAAUUUUUUUAAAGAAACUUAUGGACUGUGUGUCCCAGUGAAAGAAGAGAAAAUACUCUGGCCCGGGCAUUUCCUCAUGUCUGGGAUGUUGAAAGGGUGAUUCUUGAUCUUAGCAUUUUCAACAGAUACUUGAGGUUUCAUAUGGUGAGUGUUAAGGUAGGAGGGGUGAAUGAGCAUGAUGUUGUUCUUAUAUGUGGUGGAUAUUUACCAGCACUUAAAGAUUUGGAAAUUGCAUAGGAGAUUUGUCAAAUACUGUGCUAAACCCCUGAACAUUUUCUGUACUGGUCUUUUGGUCUUUCCAUUCCCAGCAUUUUUAUCAAGUAUUUUGACAUGAUUGCAGAGGUGUUAUCAGCUCCAGGAAGUCUUUUUUUGAACAGCUUAGUUCUGGUGGCUCUGUAAGAUGAAGUGUUGCUGUAAGUUCUGUACUGGAACCAGUGCUUGGAGAUCUGAGUUUAAAGGCCCUCUGCAGAUGGCUAAUUCUUUCUUGUGGUAUCCACAUCUCAACAAUGUUUUUGAAGUCUGUGACACCCACACCUAGGCGCAUGGGCUUCUCUUGCUUAUGUAUGUCAAGAAAUUUGAUAGACUGGAAGGACUUGUUCAGCUCAUGCACGCUGUAUUUAUUUUCUGGUGCUCGUACACUUUGGAUGCUGAUUCUAAAAUGCAUUAUCAGAUAGUUCAUGUGUUCAUUAUUUAAAAAGUAUAAACCAUCAAGUGUCCCUGUAGUCAUCAAAUCUCCAACCACAGUUUGUAACAGCACACACUGCAUUACAUUGGAAAGUUACACAGUUGUAAGCACUUUAACCUAGCCAGCUGAAACAGAGGGUAUGAGAAGCUGAAGACUGGCUUUAACUUCUCGCAUGACAGCAACUUUGGAGCUUGGCAAUUACUGAAGUUGGCAAGGAGGUCCUUUGGUCAUGAGCUAUAGUUGGACUGAGGGGAGAAAGUAAAUCAUUUUGAGGUCCAGCAUCAGCCAAAGCUUCCUCUUUCAAAGACCUUCCUUGUAUUGGCUUACAGCUGCUCACAUUUUCCUGUGCUUUUAACUAGUGAGGGACCAGGUUUAUAUUAAUCACAAACUAGUGAUGGACCAGGUUGGUAUUAAUCACAGAUUAACAUAGCUGACAAAGGUAGGAGAGGCCCCCCCCACCCAAUUAUAGCCAUCUUUGGAGACGAGUCUAAUGGUUGCAACACUGCUAAAACUCGGUCCAGUUUAUGGCGCAGCAUUGUGACUAGCUUAGUGAGCACAGUUUGACAUCAGUGCAAGCACCAGGGCAGUCUUUGGUUUGUACCAUCCCGUUCCUCAUAGUAAAAUUCAAAGAACUAAGAUAAUACAUUCUGAUUGUCCAAUAUAGCCAGGAAAUGUGUUUUUCCAGGCUGUCAAGUCUCUAGCAAUAGUGUACCCUGUCACAGUACAAAGAAAGUGGUACUCAGUUGUGGUGACAUCUGUCUCCAGUACAUUCUCUGCUCCAGCUAAAUCCCUAUUCAAAAGUACUCCGAGGUGACUGAAGCUGCCAGAAAGUGUUCUACUUGUCAGAUGUACAUUGCUAAUUGGCAGAGGCUCUCCAUUUCAGCAGAGCGAUGUCUUACAUUGCUUCAGGUGGUUAAUUUCCAAAUUGUUCUGACAUAUAUUAAGUACAUUUAAAUCAGGUCUUAGUUAUUCCAUGAUGUGGGUGCAUAUUUCUGGCAUUUUGUGCACAUUAUAACCUUCUGGAGGGCAGAACUGUGGUACCAGCAGCAGCAGCUGGUUAAACAGUUUUUUUAAAGAGGUUUUGCAUUUUCACUCGUAUUUGAAAAGCCCUUUUCUCCUUGGAACUUAAAAUUCUUGAGUGAUAGGCUUACCCAUCCUUCAGCCAAAGUAGUUGAUUCAUUAGCUUUGAUAUUUGUCUUUUGGAAGAGGUUGUUCUUUGUAGCAGCUACCACUGCCUACAGGGUCUCUAAGCUGCAGGCUUUUCUGUGUUGGAAACCAUAUUUGGUCUUUCACAGAGACUGGAUUUCCCAUACACCUAACCUACAGUUCUUUUUGAAAGUAGUUUAAGGUCUGCUGUUAAACCAUGCCAUUCAACUUCCUUUUUUCCUCUCUGUAAGGGGAAAGAAUCCAGGCAGAGAGAGAGAGAGACCUUUAUACCUUGGAGGUACAUCACUAUCUCAGGUUUUGCCUGGAAGACAAGUCUAAGAAUGUAUACCAGCUAUGGGGGUGUGCAGUGUCUAUAUCAAUCAUAUCUAAGAAGGUUGGUAGCUGUCUUGUCUUUAAACAUCGUCUGACACACUGCUCAUUUGAAAAUGCUGAUGUAAAAGGCUACUUAACCAUUGUUGUGACUGCUUGUAUUGCUUGUUUCAAUAAUUUCUUCAUUAUAGACAUUUGUUCCAUGGCUACUUGGUUGUUGGUUUAUUCCUUCUUCAGGAAUUAUUACUUGGACCUUGAUUCCAAGACUUGGUCCUCCUUUGGUACCUUUCUGCCUUAUGACUUGGUCUACUGACUUCUUACCUUUUCUUCUUCCACCAUCUCCAUUCUUAUGAGUGGCUUAAUUUGCAUUGCUUAGGAUUCUUCCCACUCGUUUCCCACUUUUGUGGACAUUGAUUCAGAUAUAUCAGCUGAACUGUGGGAAGAAGACCUUCUGCAGUGAAUAUUUAUUGCACUUACUCCAUCCCCGCCAGAUGAAAUUUCUUGCAAGUCAUGCAAGUAUAUUAAUUUUAUAUUCUUUCUUUUAUUUUUUAUCUUUGUUAUCCUUGCUCAUUGUAUGUGAUCAAACUGUAGAGCAUAAGGGUUUAAUAUUCCCUCCUAGUCUAACCCAAGCCAGGAGACAUGCUGGUGUACCUUUGGUGUACAAGCUAGAAAAAUUUCUGAAAGGAGUCAAGCUGGAGAUAUUUAAAGCAGAAAUCUUGGUGCUUAUGCACUGCAAGAUGGCCUUUUCAUGGAUAAUUGAUAUGGUAAGAAAGUACGUGUUACCUUCCAUCUAUUGCAUCUAUAAAAAGAGAUGUUGAAUGGUGGUUGAUUUUGUCCACUCACAAUCUGGCCAUUCAACACACCUCUUAAUGACCAGUCCCUCACACUCAGAUCGGAGAGCUAAUUUUAGAGUCAUUAGCAGUUCAGAAACAGUUUGUUGCACUUGUUUAUUUAUACACUAUUUUUAAGGAAGUAAUAGCAGUGUUGUUGGUGAAACCAUUCAAGGUUUUUCUUUUACGGAGGAUUCUACUAGUAGUCACAAGCAACGUGACAGUCACACUGUACAUAAUUUAUAAGCAGGGUGGUACAGUCAUACCAGCUUUGUGAAUUAGCUGUGCACUUUUGAGAUCUGAUAUUGUCCAGUGGAUCUUUAUUCAGUGGCUGUGCAUUAGACAGGAAAAGGCAGUGUGUUGGCAGAUAGCAUAAUAUGAGGUGUUCAUUUAGAUCUUGCAUGGUAUAUUUGUCCCCAGGCUUUUGAAGAACUGACAUUCAUGGGAAUCCACACUUAAGACCUUUUUGCAUCCAUGGAAAUAUUCAGAUUCUUCAGGUUCUAGAACAGGCAUUAAAACACUUUAACAAGGCCAUGGCAGGAAGUUCUUUAUGCAUAUGAGUCAGAAUAUCCUUCUGAAAUCAUUGAAGAGAAGAUACUCUGGUGAUUUUUCAUUAUUCUUUCAUCGUGACAAGCCCUACAUAGCACCUCUUUCCUUUUUCUUACUUUGCUUUUCAUCAUCUUUAGGUAUUAGCCCUUGAUUCAUACUUGCCCUGGUUCUACUCCCAGGGGUGGAAUAAAAAUCAGGAUUCACCACACCAUAACAAGUGUUAUGCCUUCUGCUGUGUACUCAUAGAGCAGUGAAAAAGACUGUAACAUAUCUUGUAGCUAGAAGUGUCAGUAGAAACGCCUGCAAAUAAAAGAGGUUGACGAAGCUGAAAUGACGUCUUAGAAAUUAUCUACCAAUAAAAUAGUCAAAAGUGUAUGUACCUGCUUUCUGAACCUGGUGGUACCCUUUGCAAGAGCUGGCUAAGUACGUUUUUAAAUGAUUAUUUUUGUAUAUCUGUGCAAAGUUGUAACAGGAGGAUGAGAAGGAAAAAUGUAUGGUUUUGUGAAACUUUAGUAUUUCUUACAGGGUUAGUCACUUUUAUAUACUGUGAUUUGUUUUAUUGGACAGUAGUCUGUGGAACAAAUUUAACUGUCCUAUUUAAAUUUAUUGCGAAGAAUUGAAGGUUUAAAAGAUGCACUGUAUCUGUGAUGAAUGCUUAAGAAAGUUUUGUGAAGUAGUUGUUUUAGUCGCAUUUUAAACUGUGUUUGGAUAUUCCAUGGUGUUAUGUUAUGUUGUGUAGCUUAGUGUUUUUUGUUGGGAAACGUUUGUAAUGUUUUAGGAAGGUUUGGACUGUUGUAAAGUUUAAAAGGUAGCACUUUGACAUGAAAGUAAUCAACUGAAAUUUCCCUAGGCUUGUGCACUUAUUGGGUCCACAGCAGGAAAGGAAUUUUACCAUUUACUUGCAUAUUUAUACAUGUUUCACAUGGCAGACUUUUAGGGUAAAGAAAAUGAACAUGGGACCUACGACGAUUAAUAUUUCACAUCAGUCUUUGAAACACAGUAGGAUAAAGCCCCAGAAGUGACCAAUAUGACUCAGAUUUGAUUAGAUCGUAUGAGAGUUGGAGGGAGCAAGGUGGGAGGAUGCAAGUGAAUGGCAUAUGGCUUGCCUGUUUUGGUGGUGGUGGUGGUGGUGUGGGUGGCUUGCCUUGCCCCUUUGAUGACACCCAGUGGGAGUUCAGGGUGAUGUAGCCUGCAGAUUCCAGGCCAAAAGGAUGCCUUUCCAUGGUAUAGAUGAUUUUUGUUACAGUCAUGCAAGGAAGGUCAUAUGCUCCUCCAGCAAAGAUGGGAAAAGCUAGCAUUCCUUAGAAACUGCCAGAGGUGUAAGGAGAUCAUGAGGCUAGGGUAGGAGACCAUAUUCUCUGUCUGGAUGACAGACUUGUUAUCACCUCCUGCCUUACUGGGGAACUCACCCCCAUAAAAGAAAAAUGGGUUAUAUAGGUCGUGGGUCUUAUGGCCAGCAGGCAGAGGGGUUAAAAAUUUUGUUAAUUUUUUUAUUACUUUCUGUGCUUGGGAAUAGUAUAUUCAAAGGCAUUUGCAGUUUCUAAGUAAGGGGAUUUUUCUGCACUAAAUGAUUUUGUGAGAAAGGCUGAUAAGCUAUUCUUUGAAUCCUGCUACUACAUUUUUUUUGCUUUGUUUUUUGUAUUUUAAUUAAAAAUGCUGGUUUUCUGCAAAGUUCGCAAAGGUGCAUGUAGAAGAGGACCAGUUUCUAUUGCAGCCAUGUUUUAAAUGUGAUGAAGGUGAGAAUGAGAUAGCUAAAAUUCAUGGGGUUUGCAAGUUAAAACCCUACUGCUGUAAAACCUUUGAUUAAAUUCUUUCACUUGCCCAUUUAUCUAUUAAACUCUUAAACAUUGUGAGUCUAGUAGCUUGCCUGAGCUCCAUUGUUGGAGUAUUCCACAGACAUCUGCCUGUAACAGAAGAGCUUUUGGCAGUGUCAGCUGGAUGAUGAAGCCCUUCCCCUCAAAAGGUAUUCAUUUUCAAAUGUUACAGUUAGUGCCUGAUCUGUUUUGUGAUUACCAGCAAUGUCUGAAGUGAAACAAGGGCUUUAUGAGUUAAUGGAGCCUCUGCUUUUGCCCUUGUUUUCCUCCCCCACCUCCUCAUUUUCAAAAUGCCUGUAAUAUUUUUUAUAAAAAACCUGAAGUAUUAAAGUUUUUCUAAGUAUUUAGAGUUUAUUGGAUGCAGUCUCCUAGGACAACUUCAUGUUACAACAAAUGGAAUUUUAACAGCUAAGACUACUAGUCUAGACUUGAGGCAUUUUUCAACUAAGACAUUAUUAUAUAAUAAGCAUGUAUGGAAAUAAUAUUUUACAUUAUAAUAUAUGGCUAGGUCUUAAAUACAAAAGGGAGAACAGGUUGUACUUUUCAGUUUGGAAAGGAUGCCAAGUUCACGUAGAUCUUGGUUAACAUAACCUGUGACUAAUCUUCUUUGGCUCUGAAAUCUUUAAAUAUUUUUAUCUUCAUCUUGAAAUAUCAAUCAGACAUUAUAUAGCAAGCUUCUAACAUGCUGAAUAUUUUUUGCCUUUUUUUGAGAAGGUGAUUUGCAUAAAAGCUGCAGGUUUAUUAAAUACAGUAAGAAUAUUGUCCUUUUUACAUUCAGAUGUACUUAAGCUGCAUCUUUUUCACUGUUCAGGUCUGUGGCUUCAGAAAGGAUGGUUAGAAGGUAGACUUGGUUUGGUGACACCCCUUACUUUGGAAGGGUUUUGAGCAAGGUUAGACUUCUGCCAAUGUCUCUAAAUUUCCUUUUUGACCACAAACCUUUUGAGUAUAUUCAAGAGUUAAGUAAUCUAAAGGAAACUGUAACAUGAUAUAUAACUGCACAUUGAGAUCUUGCUUCUGGGGUGAGAGUUAGAAGGCAGCCUUUUUAUAAUAAUAUUUUCAGAGAAUAUGUCCUUCUGUAUACAGCCUUUACAUUCACACCUUACAGAAAGAGAAUAGGUGGUGGGCAGACUAGUUAGGGGAAACUGAAGAAUCAGUAGCAGAACAGAAUUGACCCCUCAGAUUGAGGAUAUUCUCCAAUUAAAUGACUCAUUGCUUCCUUCAACACCACUGGUGUAGGGUAGCAUUUGUUCUACAGACAGCUCAAUGAUUUAGAGGUGAUAAAGUCUUAAAUAUGUCCCAGGCAAUGAGGAUUCUGUUACUGGCCUGGGUAGUGUAGGUUCCAGAUUGAGAUGUGUGGGAAUGAGCAGCUGAGAUUAAUUUAUAAAUUCUGUGAGAGGAAGUUUGUUCAAAUUCCACCAUAGGAGCACCAUUGAACAGGGACUAGAAGGUAUGAUCCUGACCAGGGACUGCCUGCAUUCCCGAUGACCUUCAUGAUUGUAUAGAUGUGUGCACUCAGAAGCAGCUUUGCAUAGCCAGGCAUUACACUGCUUUUGCUGGUCAGCAGGAUAAAGGUUGCUGAGAGUACGAGAAAACUCCUAACCUCCUUGCCUGAUGAUGUCACUAUUCCCAGCUCGUGUUCUUUCCUCCUGAUGGUUUCGAACAUCAGGAUCAGGGAGGAACUAAUGAACCAGCUUAGGGACAUGGCUGGAUAAUCACAGGGGUGUAUAAGAACCAGGAAAGGAGAUUAAAAUAGUGGUUAUUCUCUUUUCUCAAUAGCUGUUUCACCAAUCCUAGUACUGGCUGGGGCAGAAUUCUGGUACUUCUGCAAAAAAUGGAAAGUUAUUUCCCAGGAUUUGUUAUUGGUUUGACUGCUGUGUAAUGGGUACAAAACUGAUUUUUUUUUUUAUAUAUGUUCCUGUCUCAUUCUUUGCCAGGAGUAUCGACCUCUACAAAGGACCAUGAAAGCCCCCCUUUUAGAGGACAUUUUAGCAAAAAGACUUACAAGAAAGUUUUCUUUUAUCAUUUAAGCAUCAGAUUGUUCUUGUUUCUUUCAGCAUGACGGAAGAUAAGACUGGGACAAGCUCUUUGGAGUUCAAACGUUCAGGAUAUUUACCCUUCUCUUAUAAUUCUAUAGACACUGGAUGGCAGCAUUAAAGUCAAUGUAAACUUUAUUGUCAUGCAAAUCAACACAGAGGAAAAAGUGCGUAUCACUGCACAAACUUUCAAUACUUAGGCUCGUGCCAUAUGAAUGACAGUUUGCAGAAGGAAGAUAGAUUAAGUUAAUUAAAAAAAAUAAUUAAAUAAAAAUAAAUAAAACCUAAGAUACAAAAAAAGUAAGCUAAAGUAAAAUAAAUGUGAAAGCUUUAUGUACAUCAGAAAUACAAGAAAUACAACAGCAGGAAUAGACUCAGCAGAAAUAUAAGGAUAUGCAAAAAACAGUACUAUAAUAAAUAAGAGAGGCAUACAUGUAAACUUACCACCAAUGUAUACCAUAAACUUACAGUUGAGUUUCCAAAUACCGAUAGAGAUGUAUGAAGUGAGCCAUUUCAGAGAUUUUAUGUAAAUAACGACAUACUCACAAAAAUAUUUUACCCAUGCAGCACGUUAGGCCGUGGUUUUGUUAUUCAGCAGUCUGAUAGCAUGUGAAAAGAAGGUAUUUUGGAAUCUGGAUGUCCUGCAUCUAAUGCUUCUGUAGCACUUCCUUAUUGGCAGGAGUCUGAACAGUCUAUGAGCCAGAUCCUUGUUGGUAGGAGUUUGAACAUUACAUUUAAAAUAUACCUUUUGACACAUUUUAUUUUUUUUCUACUACAGUGGAGGCUACUCACCCUUUAAUGUGCUGGGUUUACUACUAGUUUGCUGUUCACGCUUCUGACCUAGCCAUAGAUACAAUAGUUUUAAUGAAUAGCUUGCCAUCAGUCAUUGUGGUUUUCAAGUUCAUUGCCACCUGCACAGCAGUUCAAUUCAGUGCUAUGCUUACAUAUUUAAGCAUGUUAAUCAUGCUACUCAGUGCAUUAUACUCUGUGGUGCAUUUAAACUGAACUGUAUUGAUUGGUAUCCACCUUUGAAGUACACCACAGUGGUAGAAGCACAGCACCAGGGCAAGUAGUACACUGGCGUGGUGCUAACAAAGAGCAUUGAGAAGCUGUGGAUAUGGGUGACUUAAAUGGUAUUCAUAUACACCCUUCUCUAGAUGACUGUCUAGUCCAUGCUUGUUCAAAAGAAGAAAUGAAGGACUUAAUGUUUUUGUUCCUUUUCUAGGAUCCUCAGAUCUCACAAUAAACAAGAUAAAGAAAAAUCAGACUUAACAGCAUCUCAGCAGAAGCAAUUUGUUCAGAUCAGUACUGGUCAUUGCCUCUUGUCCAACGAGUAUUGGGCAACUCUAUCUUCUUAGUAAGGGUCUUACUUUCAAUACUGGAUUAAUUGGUAGUGUGUAUUUUAAUAGUUCAAAAUAUAAAAAAAUUACAUGAAAGCAUGUCGGCAUUAUCUCAAAAAUCUUUUGAAUCAGAUACCCCAAUCUUUGGAAAAAGAAUCUCCUCUGAACCCUUCUGUGUGCAAGAAAUCAAGUUAGUGAGAAGAGAUUAUUGAAAAAAAUUUGGGGGUGUCUUUUGACUUAUUGCAUCAUUUACAUCUUUUCACAGUGCAUGCUUCAGACUCGGAGUGCCCGUUUGAAUUCAGUCAAGGUUUAGGGUGCAUACAGAUACAGAAUAUAUUCUUGUUGCUCUUAGAUGUCAGUUCCAGAGGUUAGAUUAUCUCAGACAAUGCAAUCAUAGUGUGGUACAUAAAUAUAGAGGUACUCACUCCUGUCAGCUUUUUAGUCUAGCAGUAAAUAUUUGGGACCUGAUGUCUCUGAAUGUUUGCCUUAUGUUGACUCGUGUUCCUGAGGAGCGCAGUACUUUGUUUUUUGCCUUAAUCUUGUAGUUCAGUUAGACAGGGUAAUCUGUUUAUAGAUCAAUUUGCUUCUUCACAAAUUUCAUAACUUAUCUGUUCUUUAAGAACCAUUCAGGAUGGGAUGGUUUUCACUGAAAAUGGAAAAGGGGUUAUUAUAUGAUUUUUUUUAAUGAUCCAUCAGGUUCAGAGAGUACUGUUGUAAUCUGUUGAGAGAAAGCUGAAUGGUUUUGGUAGGCCUGGUUUAUCUUUUACAUCUGUGAUUUCCCCAUCUCCAUUAAUGAGUGUUUGGGUAUCUGCUUUUGAUUGUCAAGGAUGCUCUCCUCUCUCAGCUGAAAGGGAAAGUCCUCCACCAAAUAUACACUGUCCUCUUCUUGCCGCCUGGAGGUUGGGGUUUUGAUUCCUAAUUAUUCAGAAUUUUCUGAGGAAGUGAGGUGGAUAUUACAUGAGAAAACCAACUACUAGAAAGUCCUGUCAGGGAGACAUUCCCAGGAGUUUGUCCAAGGGUGCCACAUCCCACCCCCACAAACUUGCAAGGUAAAUUGCCACUGAUUUUAAACUUUGUAUUUCAUCUUUUUGAGCAGCACUUAGUUUAUUCUUCAUUUAAAGUUUAUUGCAUAGCACAUCAUGUAUGCCUCCCAGGGACUCUCCAUUCUUCCCCUUGCCAAAAUUUAUUAAAGGGUAUCUUGUAUAAGGCCCCUUUGAAGGAAUCUUCCUCUUCCUGAUGAUCUAUUGAUUUGGAGUGCUUUGUAUAGCAUCAUUUUUGAAAUGGUGUACUUGGUACCUCUGGAGUUCCUACCUUUGAGACUAUUUUGUUUGCUAAAUGUUAAGAGUACAUGAACUUCAAACAUUUAGCUUCAGAGCAUUAUACAGGUUUUUAUAAAUUCAGAGUUUUGCUUUUCUUUAAUGUCUCCUUUAUGCCAAAGGUUAGGGUGGACAUUACUGUUAAUCAGAAAAUCUAGCUUGUUAUUUUCUACCAAUGUCUUCAAAACUUGACUGAGAAUUUUAUGGACUGAGUAGGUCAUGUUUCUGCUGUGAAACCAUUCAGAAAGUGGUACCAGUUUAUUUUACUGAGAACAAGUUAUAUACAUCCCUUUCUAAGCAAAAUGAUGCAAGUUGACUUUGCAAAUGCAUUAUAUUCUAUUAAGACUGCAAACCAGGCAUUUCUGAGCAAGUUAACUGAUCAUCUGUUAGCUGCCUCACCAGCCUGUAGUCUCUGUGCUUCUGAUGUUUGUGAGGCCACAACAUAAUCAUCACUUAACUUUAUGAAGCCUUAUAUUGUGGGUAUGUUUUCCAGAGCCAGAAGGGAUAUAUUGCUGCUGUGGUUGUUGUUGUUUGUCUUUCGGCUUUUCCCGGUUAGGGGUCGUAACAGCGGAACUCCGGUCCGCUAAUGAUUAGCAGUAGAUUUUCAUGAACACCGAGGUGCCA
This is a messenger RNA of Protopterus annectens (West African lungfish), 18793 nucleotides long. RefSeq names its product component of oligomeric golgi complex 3 (gene COG3). Bases 74 to 2575 code for a protein of 833 amino acids. Gene Ontology annotation, biological process: intracellular protein transport; Golgi organization; intra-Golgi vesicle-mediated transport. Gene Ontology annotation, cellular component: membrane; cis-Golgi network; COG complex. The transcript is spliced from 22 exons. The record is from RefSeq and is a predicted model, not a curated record. NCBI's taxonomy places the organism in Eukaryota, Metazoa, Chordata, Ceratodontiformes, Protopteridae.